Lasiosphaeria miniovina is the source of this 1473-nucleotide messenger RNA. RefSeq lists its product as uncharacterized. Lineage: Eukaryota; Fungi; Ascomycota; Sordariomycetes; Sordariales; Lasiosphaeriaceae. The coding region runs from base 1 to 1473 and encodes 490 amino acids. The record is from RefSeq and is a predicted model, not a curated record. The transcript has 4 exons.
AUGUGGUGGCUUGUCGUACAGGAACUCGCGGAUCACGAGGACUUCAACUCGCUUUUUCACUGUGCCCAGGCCAGCCGCGGCCUGGCAAACCUAGCAUUGCCGCUGCUAUAUAGUUUUCACGAAUCGUCGCCUGCAAGCAAUGCUCACAUCUUCUUUACCGAAACCUUGGUAUGUCUGUGGCGCUCCAUCAUCUCGUCCAGCAUGGGCGCCACGCUCUACCCAUACUGUCGGUGGAUCAAGACACUGCAGCUUACCGCCCUCCACUCGUUCCUGGAUGAUCUUGCGCGGGAGAAUGGCAAGCAGCGAGCCCAGUUCUUCAGUCCGCCUCUGCACACGCUGCAGAUUCGGAAAGACCGUGGCCUCAACUUGGACGCCAUUGUCACCACCAUGGCCGACACGGUCAUCAAGUCCAUCAAGGCCGCCGCCGACGAGGAGGACAAAGUCGUGGGCCUGACCACCCUAGACGCACACCGGCUCCCGAAUGCCAACCUGCCAAGCUGGGUCGCCGACUUGUCGCGGCUGGCUACGUUGAUGGUCGGCGAUGGCGAGGUUCUCAAUGCCAGCGUGGCCGAAGCCAUCCGGGUAAACUGCCCUUCCUUCAACGAGCUGCUCUGCUACUCCUGCAGAAACGGAGAUGUUCAGCUGGCCGCCUUCUUUCGCGCUCUCGCGCCUAACACCCUAGAGUCAUUCACCAUCAGGAGCACAAACGAUAUUGGGGCCGAGACUUUCAAGGCUCUGAGUCACCAUGCCCUCUCACUAAACCGACUCAGGUUGUUCAGUCUUGAGCAACCAGCCUUGGAGUCAUUGCAUAACCUGAGCGAUUGUCUUGGACUCAAGUCGUUGACGCUGGAGGCGAGUUUCCAGGCCACGCGUUUCGCAUGGGAAAACACGUCCAAGAAAUCGUUGGAGGAUGUGACUCUGUGGUUGCGGCAGUGCACCUCUCUCAAGGACCUUGAGUUCCGGCUGGUGCCGAAUUCCGCUACUAUCCUUGCCGAUGUCCUGAAAACCCCCGAAAUUCGGCUCACCUCCCUAUACAUCAAUCUAGUUGAUGUCAAUGACGCCUUCUACAUAUCCCUCGCUUGCCAGCACGAUCUCAGACAUCUGAAGGUCUUGAUUAACGACGAGGACCUUUUGGAAGUUGCCGAGACGAGGCACGCGCUCUUUGCCGACUCAAUCUGCAGCUGCACCAAGCUGCGCGAGCUCAACACCAACGAGCUCUUCACGCUCGAAGACGUCACCAAGAUCGCCGCGGCAGUGCCGAACCUGGAAGAUCUCAGACUGGACGGCGACCUUUUUGUUGACGACUUUCUCGAACCGCUCUCGUCACUAUCGCAUCUGAAGCUACUCUUCGUGCUCUCGGAGAAAGAGGAGAUGUGGCUCACAAGGAAUAUAGAGGAGUUUUUUGGAGGGCGCCUCGAUAUCAUUUAUCCGGACGACCCCGAUGAACUCCACGAAUCAGACUUUUCUGACUAG